Molecule: messenger RNA, 791 nt
Organism: Penaeus vannamei (Pacific white shrimp)
Lineage: Eukaryota; Metazoa; Arthropoda; Malacostraca; Decapoda; Penaeidae
Source: RefSeq, a predicted model, not a curated record
UUGAACAAUCAACAACAACAACAAAAAUCCGCAACUACCCAUUGGCAGAGCAACAUAAACUUAUCGUUCACUCCCUCUCCCUCGCAGUCCGAAGUGGAAGAGGCUCGGCGGAAAGAAGAGGAGGCGACGCUGGCUCUGCUGGCGGCCUCGACGGCUCAGAGGGUCUCCAAAGUCUCCUCCUCCUCCUCCUCUUCCGACUCCGAAGAGGAGAUACAGCGCCCCAAGACCCCCGUGGUCGAGAAAGUCGAGGCCGCCCUUGCCCAGAGUGCGUUCAACGGCGACAACAUCUCUGAACACGAGGUCGAGAUUCAACGCCGAACCAGCAGCUCCUCCUCCGAGACCAGCCACACCAUGGCGCCGGUCAACGUCGAUCCAGAGCUUCUCGAGAUCCAGGAGCCCAAGGAGGAUGAAGCCGCCAUCAGGAGGAUGAAGCUGCUGGAGGACGUGAAGCAGUCCCUGGAAGCCGAACGCAAGCCCGACCAGCUGACCAUCCUCGACAAGAUCUACAACGCGAACAUCACCAAAGGCAACACCAAGUACAAGACGCUGCGACAGGUGCGACAAGGGAACACCAAACGACGUGUCGACCAGUUCGAAAACCUUUAAUUUUCUUAUCUUCCUCUUCUUUGUUUUUGUCUGUUUGUUUGUUUGUUUGUUUUCUUGUAUACGAAUUCUCAGACAAGAUGGGGUGGCGAAAAAAACGGUUUUGAUUGAUGAGAACGUUUCCCUUGUCUCGUAGACCAAUUCGAGAACUUACGUUUUUCCGUAAUUGUGUAUAUAUAUAUAUAUAU